AAAAAAAUGGAGAUGACCUGUGGUUUCUCCCUAAUUCUAGGCCAGGAGCUAGGAAUAGGACGUGCGUCUUGUUGCCAGUUCACAAACCAGCAACAAGAAAGGGAAAACAGUAAAAACUAAACAGUCUUUUGGAAAGUUAAUAUUUUCUUUGUAGGGAGAGACUUUCUAUAGAAAAUCUUGAGAAAAAAAUUGAAAAUUUAGAAAUGUGUAAUGGUUUGAAGGUUUGAGAAAGGAAAAGAAAAAAACUUCAGUUUGAAAUGCAGCAGAUGCAUAAUUAUACUGCUGUGCACCAAUACAGCCCAAAACUGACACAGAUAUUGAGAGAGAGUGAUUUUUUGAUGAAGUUUAAAUAAACAAACCCCCUCCACCUACUCUGAUUCUCCUACUCUCUCUCUAUAACUCCCCCCUCUCUAGGUCCAAAACUCCAUACCACUCCGUGUCUCUUAGUGGGUUCAUGUGUGUUAUAAACUUAUAGUUCUAUUCUAAUUGAAGCAAAUGUCUUAAACCCUUCAAAACCCCGAGCUCUGAUCUCGUUUCAUCAAAUUUUCCUUCUGGGCGUCGCACGAUGGCAACGACACACACUUCCCAUUUUAACACAGGCCACCAUUUGAGCCGUAGCAGCAGUGAUAUGUCAUUCUCUGGAGAGAUUGGUGCCCACAGGGACUCUUCAGUUUCAGAUUGCUUGUCAGACGUAGAUUUGGAGAGUGGGGCUUUGGAGGGGAAGCUGCAUUUGGAUGAUAAAACUGACAGAGAUUGCAGAAUUUGCCAUUUGGUUUUGGAGAGUAAUGAGCUAGAGAAUGGGGCAGCUAUUGAGUUGGGGUGUUCCUGCAAGGGUGAUUUGGGGGCUGCACAUAAGAAGUGUGCAGAGACUUGGUUCAAGAUCAAGGGUAACAUGAUAUGCGAGAUAUGUGGUGUCACUGCACUCAAUGUUGCUGGCGAACAGGCAAAUGGGGCACACAGUGCUACCGCUGCUCUCUCAUCAGCACCGACAGCACCUCUAAUAUCGGUGGAAACUCGAACAUUCUGGCAUAGCCGGCGCAUUAUGAAUUUCUUGCUUGCUUGCAUGGUCUUUGCAUUUGUCAUUUCUUGGCUCUUCCACUUCAAAGUCCUUUCAUGAGUCGACGCAAGAGGAAGUAGCCCAAGGGAUAAGGUGUCAUCCCCAACUCUCAAUUGGUUGCUUUGGUACCUUAUUCACACGUAUCCUCAAUUACCCUUAAAUGUCUUACUUAGAGGUGGUUCCACAUUAGCAUGCUACCUUGUGUACUUGUAAAAGUUUAUGUUGUAAUCAUGUAUUAGUUCUGGUUUCUUCUAUGUAAAAUUGUUUGAACACUACCUUUGAAAGAAAAGAAGCAAGUCUUUUAACUGUGUUUAGAAA
Molecule: messenger RNA, 1375 nt
Organism: Hevea brasiliensis (rubber tree)
Lineage: Eukaryota; Viridiplantae; Streptophyta; Magnoliopsida; Malpighiales; Euphorbiaceae
Exons: 2
Coding region: 566-1117 (183 amino acids)
Molecular function (GO): zinc ion binding
Source: RefSeq, a predicted model, not a curated record